Molecule: messenger RNA, 2640 nt
Organism: Penicillium malachiteum
Lineage: Eukaryota; Fungi; Ascomycota; Eurotiomycetes; Eurotiales; Aspergillaceae
Product: RING finger protein
Exons: 7
Coding region: 1-2640 (879 amino acids)
Source: RefSeq, a predicted model, not a curated record
AUGGCCGUGGCAGAUCCGCCAGCUGGUCUGAUGGACAUCGCCAGCAGCAUGUCUCGGGACGAAAUUCCCAUGAAGCUGCGAUGCGCCAUCUGCAACACGCUGGCGGUAAAUGCAUUUCGCCUGCCAUGCUGUGACCAGUCAAUCUGCGAAUCUUGCCAGACUUCCCUGCCUAAUACCUGUCCCGUUUGCGCACAUACUCCAGUCUCUCCAGAUCUAUGCAAGCCCAAUAAAGCACUGCGCACAACGCUGAAAGCAUACCUCCGGACUGAAGAGAAGAAACGUGAGAAGGAACGUCAAGCAGCCGCACCACCAACACCAACUGUACCGACACCAGUAGAGAGUGCGAAUACACCCACUGAUCCUACUACUGGCUCAGCCACAAUGGAGUCAGUGCCACAGGUAUCCCCCGGGGAGACCGACGCAGCAGUACCUCAGGAACCCGCAGGCGACCUGGCAGCCGAGAAUUUACCUGUGCAAAGUGAGAGCACGGGAGAUAUGAAUGGAGUUGAGUCACAACAGGCAAUAGAUAAGCCACAUGAGUCAUCUGAUGACCAGGACAUGCAUCCGGUUGAUCCCUUAGACGCGGAUGCUCCUGUUCACGAAGAUUCCACCAACACAGAUGGAACGGCUCCCAACGCAUCUGCCCCUUCGACGCAACAGGAGGGUGCUGAACCAGGUGACUCAGAUGCAACGAAUACAAAUACUAGUGGCUUCCCCGGUAUGGGAUGGAACAACACUAGUGGCACUGGUGGUAUGAAUGGAACAAAUGCCUUCAUGUCUAACUCAAUGUUUCCUUUUUCGAAUCAAAUGGGUAUGUCUGGGGCAAUGAAUCCGAUGGCCGCAAAUCAGGGGAUGUUCGGAGAUUACGGGAUGAACAUGACUGGUAUGGGCAUGAACAUGGGGAUGAACUACAACGGUCAGGGCAUGUAUGGUUCAUUAGGAUGGGACAACUUACAGCAAAACAUGUGGCAAGGUGGCCAAGGACAAGAUAAAUUCAAUCCAAAUGCUUUUGCAAAUGGCUCGGGCCCUCCGUAUGGAGGAGCAUUUGGCGGAUCUAAUAUGUCUUACCCUAACCCUGCCUUUCAGUCUGGUUACUACGGCUCAGGAUAUGGCCAUGGUGGGUUCCGAGGCCGAGGCCGUGGAUAUUACCAAGGCGCCUCUGGUCGAGGUGGAUUUGGAGGCCAUGGCCAAGGCCACUCUGCUCCAUUUACUAACUCUGGCGUCCCUGAUCGCCCGCUUCUGUCUGAUAACCCCCUGGAAGACUCCAAUGACAUAGCUGGUGGCGAGGAUUCUCAAGCGAUUAAAGGCGGUAGUACUGAGCCCACGACAGAUGCCAAUACCAACUCGGCAGAUAUGAAUGCGAAUGCGGAAGCUCCAUCAGCAGAAAAUGAUGCUCAACAGUUGCAGGGUAUCCCCACAAUUGAUAGCCUAAAUGAAUCUAUGCUCGGUGGACGAGGUGACUAUGAAGGACAUAUGGGCAUGGGGUAUCGCAGGGGCUACAUGCGAGAGCCACCCUUUUGGGGUAACCCGGGGAUUCAACCUCAUCUAGAAGGAACCAAUCCUGGGGUUGAAGGAGCACCUGCAGCGCCACGUGCAAUGAGAGAAGGAUUGCCUAAUACAAGUGUCUUGCGACAGCGAGGCUUUUAUCAAGGGAAUCCCUCGGCAGGAAACAAUAUGCCAGCGACAGCACAGAGCAGCAACCCCGAUACUCCUCAGGAUUCGGCCGCGACCAAUUCUCCAUCUCAAGGACCAUCUCAACCUCACCCGCCUAAAGGUCAAUCUUGGUCUCGAUCACCCUCACCACCCCGCCCAGAGUCCAUUGACAAUCUUCCUAAGACCGAUAGCUCCGCCCAAAAUCAGGGUCGGAAAAGGCGCAGCAGACAGAUGAAGACUUCUAAUACCGAGCACCGCUCUUUGUCGCCGACGGGACCUGGUUCAGACGCUUUCCGUGAUCGUGAACAGGAUCGGAAUGGUCGUACCAAAGAGAAACCCAAAAUCAACCCCAGUGAGCUCGCUGCUCGGAUUGGACACUCCCAUCGAACAAGUCGAGAUCGACCUGGCCAUCAGAAGGAUGACCGCGAUCGGGAGCGUGAGCGUGAAAAAGACCGGGAUCGAGAUCGAACCAGAGAUAGCCGCCAUCGUGACCAUGAUAGAGAUCAUGAUAGAGAGCGCGAAAAAGACCGCCGCGAUCGAGACCGUGAUUCGCAUAGAGACCGUCACCGAGACCGAGACCGUGACCGUGACCGUGACCGGGAUCGGGAUCGUGAUCGGGAUCGCCAGCGGGAACGUGAACGUGAACGCGACCGUGACCGAGGAAGUGGCCGAGACCGUGACAAGGACCGCAAGCGCUCACGCCGUGACCGAUCCGAGUCUGCCAAUGGCAGUGAAUAUUCUACCAACCCGCGAACUCGCCGUGUCAAAACCCACCACGAUGAUCCUCCCCGAAUCAGCGCGGCACCUUCUGCGGCAGCUGAAGAGAAGGACCCUCACACACUCGAGCGUGAAGCACGUAACCGUGAACGACUGCUCCGCGAGAAAGAGCGCCGUGAGAAAGCCAAAUCAGGCCAACGUCGUGGUAGUCGACAAGAACGUAUGGUGGCCGGCCGCCUCAUCAGCUGCAAGUACGAAGAUGAGCUUUAG